AUUCCAUUCGGAGCACCCCACAAACAAGACUACACUUUACACACAAAAACAACACCAUGCCAAUGAUUGACGGCGACUACGCGGAGAGCUACGGCCUCCCGACAGGCAGCGGUACCCAAGAAGGCGGACUGUUGAGCAGCAGUGCGUCGGCCGAAGCCGUUCCAGGCGAAAAGUUCAUGGCGAGCAAACGAGGCAAAAAGGACAAGAAGAAAAAGAGUCGCUCCAGCUCCAAACAAGUGUCUCCGCCGCCAUCGUUUCACGCAUCCAUGUCCAACAUGUCGUCCAAGAACAGCAGCAGCAGCACGCGUUCCCGCAGUCCCGUCGAUUUUUCCAAAUCCACCAGCAGUUUGGAUGCCUUUGGCAGCAAGUAUGUCUUGCCGCCCAAACAACCAGAAGUACAACCCGAGACUGACGCGCUCUUGACCAUGAAUGUCGAUCCCAACGAUCCGUUGGCCGGAGGCGCCGAUGACUGGAAGGACGAGUUUGAAGAUGAAAUGGACGAAAUUGAAAUGCGAGAAGAAAAGCGACGCAAUUUGGAAGCCUUUGGAGAACCGACCGAGUCGUCCUUUUCCAAGAAUCUGCGAUCGUGCCGCGUUUAUGCCGUGCCCAUUUUUAUUUGUAUCCUCUUUGUCUUUGGCAUUGUCGCCCUCGUUCUAUUUGUCGUCAUGGGCAGUAAGAGCGACAGUAGCAGCAAGAACCUCAAAGUCCAUCAGACCGUCCCGGUCGCUCCGGCAUCGUUGGAUUUGAUGUGUGCGGCUGUCACGCAAGGAGGAAAUCCAAAUCAUUUUGAAAUUCCGGCGCUGUGCCAAGAAUCCUGUCAGAAAGCCGAAUGUUGCUGGAAUCCCGACGGCGAUUACGUUUGCACGUCGGAAUCCAAAGGCAACUGUCCCGCCUAUGAAAAAGAAUGUGGCGAUUGGAAAGAACACUUGGCUGCCCCCAAACCAGACGACACCACCACCACCGGAAAUCGCAUGUCCGUUCCGGAAUUCCCCGCCGGACUCCGAUCCCAAUGUGCCCGUACCGCCUUUGAAGUUUCGGACGAUUGUAAAUUGGGAUGUGCCGAGGCGUCGUGCUGCUGGGAUGACAAGGAAACCGUCGUGUGUUCGGCCUCGACAGUGCACAAUUGCUUGAAUUUCAAAGAACUGUGCUCCUUUCUCAAUGAUCCCAUUCAUCAAGACGUGGACGAAGAAGGGGGCGCGAGUUUUGACAAUAAUAGUGAUGGCGACAACCCUGUCAUGGAAGAGAGCGGCAGCGCCACCGUGACAAAACCGCCGACAAUUCCCUUCCCACCUGCACCUUCCGGGCUGGACGUAUAUUGCGACCCCAGUGAAAUGGAAGAGGUCUCGCUUCAUAUUUGUGAAGACAAGUGUGGUCAAGCGGAAUGUUGCUGGAAGACAGGUGUCCAGUCCUGCGUUUCCACCUAUCCGGCACAAGCUUGUCAUGCCUACACCCAAGCUUGCGGCAUCUUGAAUCGACUCAAUACAGCCCCCGGACAGUCUCAUGAUGUCACUUCUUCGGAAGCUCCCGAAGGAACGGAAUCCUCCAAUAGCAACAAUGUUCCCGCGGCACCGGUCGAUUUGGCCACGAGCUGUUCACAGGAAAAAAUUACCGAUCCGGAUACGGGAGGCCAAGCACUCAUUUCCUGCGAACAAACUUGUUUGAAAGCCAGCUGUUGUUGGCAACCCAAUGCGGCGAAUCCUUGUACCGGCAAUGCGCGUUGCAGUGCCUACCAAGAACCCUGCAGUGUCUUCAAGUCACUCUUUGACAAACCGGACGAGUAUAAUUCCAACGAUGUCACAUUGGCGCCCAUGGUCGUGACAGAAGUGCCAGAUGCACCACAAAGUCUUGCCAUGAAUUGCAACCCCGAUGUGUUGAAAACCAAUGUCAAUAAUGGCAAAUUCAUAGUCGAGUGUGAGCGCGAGUGCUUGAUGGGAGCGUGCUGCUGGAAGGAGAAUCAUCCCACGACAUGCCCCGAUGCUCCUCAAUGUUCUGCAUACCAGGAGCCCUGUGGACAACAUCUCGUGGACGCACUUUUGAGCUUGGAAAGUGGUGGUGGUGGCGGCAGCAGUCCGGCGCCCCCUGCCACGACGCCUGCCCCCACACCCCGCCCACCUGUCAUCGAAACGAAUGUGCCCGAAGCACCCAGUGAUUUGACCAUGAUGUGCAACAAGGAUGUCUUGAACUUGGAAGUGUCCAACGGUGCUUUCAUUGUUCAAUGUGAAAAGGAAUGCCUCGAGGCCGCUUGCUGCUGGAAGGAAGGGCACGCCACUAUCUGCCCAGACGCUCCGCAAUGUUCGGACUACAAUGAACCUUGUAAGGAACAUUUGGUACCCGUCUUGGCUGCAAUGGAGAACGACAACAACAAACCUACCCCCAGCGGCAAUUCCAAUACAAAUCCCAGCCCAAGUCCCAAUGGCAUCAGCAAGGUGCCCGGCGAUAUGGUGCUGCGCUGCUCGGUUCAAAACUUGAGCUACAACCCGGAUGGACGCGGGCUUUGUGAAGAGGUUUGCAAUAAGGCAAAGUGCUGUUGGGAUUCGUCUACGGAAAGCUGUAGUAACGAUGCCAACUGUGUGGGAUAUCACAUUUGCCAGAACCUUCAGACUACACCUCCCAUGGAAAGCAACAACAGCGGCGGCACUUCCAACGAUCCGCCAUCAGCACCCGACAAUCUAAAGACCAUCUGUGCGGCCGAGAACAUUAUCGCCGUUCAAGGAUUGGAAACUUGCAAGGUCGCAUGCGAAGCUGCCGAUUGUUGUUGGAGCAUUGGCAGUGAUACUUGUUCCUCGUCAUCGGCAUGUGCGACUUAUAAAAAUGAAUGUGCCCUGAUGAGAGAAGAACUGAAUCUUGCCGGUGGCGGAGUUGGUGGAGGCAGCGGCAGCACUAGCACCACGAACGGAGAAGCUACCCAGGAAAGCAUCCAGCAAGCCUGCGACAAAGACGCUCAGUAUUACUUGAGGUCUCGUUGCGAAGAUCAAUGCGUUGCAGGUACAUGCUGCAUAGAAAACACAAACUGUCCAGCUACCAUUGAUUGUGCAAUCUACGAACCUUGCAAGGUUUUGAGCGGUGGCCGAAGGCUUCGCGGGUGAGCCUAGGAAGUGGUGAAGCGGGUAUUGCAAAUUCCGAGGCAAUGCCAGCGCACAGGGGAGUCAUCCAGAGCCAGGGUUUCAUCGUACAAUUACUACAUACAUGUUUUAAAAAACUAACUUUAGAGAAGCAUUUCACAACGAUUUCGUGGCGUCUUCGGAACUCUGUAGCUGGUGAAGACCACACAAAAACAGUCAAGCAGAGCCGCGACGAUCGAGGACCGGCGGAACUUAGGAGCAAUCGAAUAUUUCUCUAGAUAAUGGACGCGAUCGAGGACCGCAGGUAAAGAGAGAGAUGUAAUUGAGUGCGAUAAAGGACCGUCAAUGGAGUUUGCGGGGCCUCAACAAGCUAGUUAGUAUCAAGUUGGCUACAUCGUGCCGAUACUACAGUAUGUUGCCACUCAAUCAGCGACAUCAAAGCAACAAUGUGCAAGUGGAUUCGAUUCAUGCCAAGCUUUGGAGGUCCUGGAUGCAAACUCGCACCAAGGAGGCUAUUGUAACUUGAUAGCUAGUUUUCUUGGAAGGCUUCACUAGCUCGUAGCUAGAGAAAGUCAUAUCGGUACCAGAGGAAUCAGAUCCUAAAAGGAGACAAUCCUGGGUAGACCUGGUUAGAUGAGCUGUCACUUUUUUGACGCAGACCCACGUGAGGCAGGUCCGUGGCUAUUGUGCGCAAACGAUGGGUUCCCUUUACUCGUGCG
Molecule: messenger RNA, 3781 nt
Organism: Seminavis robusta
Lineage: Eukaryota; Bacillariophyta; Bacillariophyceae; Naviculales; Naviculaceae
Source: the annotation of a GenBank genome assembly